This is a messenger RNA of Propithecus coquereli (Coquerel's sifaka), 1389 nucleotides long. RefSeq names its product zinc finger protein 627-like. Gene Ontology annotation, molecular function: DNA-binding transcription factor activity, RNA polymerase II-specific; RNA polymerase II transcription regulatory region sequence-specific DNA binding. Gene Ontology annotation, cellular component: nucleus. The transcript is spliced from 3 exons. The coding region runs from base 1 to 1389 and encodes 462 amino acids. Gene Ontology annotation, biological process: regulation of transcription by RNA polymerase II. The record is from RefSeq and is a predicted model, not a curated record. Lineage: Eukaryota; Metazoa; Chordata; Mammalia; Primates; Indriidae.
AUGCUGUCAGUCUCACACAUCCUCCUCUACACAUGUGGGAUGUUUCAGGACUCAGUGGCCUUUGAGGAUGUGGCUGUCAACUUCACCUUGGAGGAGUGGGCUUUGCUGGAUCCUUCCCAGAAGAAUCUCUACAGAGAUGUGAUGUGGGAAACCUUGAGGAACCUGGCCUCUAUAGGAAAAAAAUGGAAAGACCAGAACAUUGAAGAUCAAUACAAAAAUCCCAGGAGAAAUCGAAGAAGUCUUCUGGAAGAGAGACUCUGUGACAGUAAAGAAGGUAGUCAGUGUGGAACAACUUUCAGCCAGGUUCCAGAUCACAUGCUGAACAAGAAAACUCCUCCUGGAGUAAAACCAUGUGAAAGCAGUGUGCAUAGAAAAGUCUCCUUUGGGCAUUCAUCCCUUAAUAGGCACAUAAGAGCUGACAGUGGACACAAACCAUAUGAGUAUGAGGAAUUUGGAAAGAAGCCAUACAUACACAAGCAAUGUGAGAAAGCCUCCAGUUAUCAUGACUCCUUUAAAACACAUGAAAAGCCUCAGACUGGAGAGAAACCCUAUGAUUGUAAGGAAUGUGGAAAAUCCUUUAUUUCUCUUGCAAAUGUUCGAAGACACAUGGUAAUGCACACCGGAGAGGGUCGUUAUAAUUGUAAGUUUUGUGGGAAAGCCUUGGAUUGUCUCAGUUUAUAUCUUAUACAUGAGAGAACCCACACUGGAGAGAAACCAUAUGAAUGUAAACAAUGUGGUAAAGCUUUUAGUAAUAAUGCUACCCUUCAAAUACAUGAAAGAACUCACACUGGAGAGAAGCCAUAUGAAUGUAAGGAAUGUGGAAAAGCAUUCAAUAGUCCCAGUUCCUUUCUUAGACAUAAAAGGACUCACACUGGAGAGAAACCCUAUAAAUGUAAGGAAUGUGGUAAAGCCUUCAUUUGUUCGGGUUCCUUUCAUAGACAUGAAAGAACUCACACCGGAGAAAAACCAUAUGAAUGUAAGCAAUGUGGGAAGGCAUUCUCUCAUCUUCUAAGCUUUCAAAGACACAGGAUAAUGCACACUGGAGAUGGACCUCAUAAAUGUAAGAUAUGUGGAAAAGCCUUUUAUACUUCUAGUUCAUUUCGAAGACAUGAAAGAAGUCACACUGGAGAGAAGCCCUAUCAAUGUAAACAAUGUGGGAAAAGCUUCCGUUGUUCCAGUUCUUUUCGAUAUCAUGAAAGGACACACACUGGAGAGAAGCCUUAUGAAUGUAAGCAAUGUGGUAAAGCCUUCACUUGUUCCAAGUACUUUCGAAGACAUCAAAGGACUCACACUGUAGACAAACCCUAUGAAUGUAAGGUGUGUGGCAAAAUCUUCAUUCAUUCCAGUACCUGUCGAAGACAUGAAAGAACUCAUACUAUUAAUGUAUGA